CCCGGCGGCGUUCGCGUGACCCGCAUCAGUGCGCGUGCAUCGUCGCCUCCUGCGGCGGUGCGGCCUGGCGUCUCUCGUCACAAGCAUUUUUCUCUCACAUGGGCUCGCAUCCUGCUUACUUCCCGUGGAAGUCGUACCCGCAGCCGUCAUCAUCGAAGGUUUCCCGUACGAGGGUGUUAUCCCCGAUUCCAACAGCUCACCUCGACGCCAGGCGGAUCCUCUCGCUACUCACGCACGUUCAGCUGCGACUCCGCGUACCCCGCGGUCGAGAUCGGAUCGAGCAUGCUUUAUCUUCGUCCCAUCGUUGCUCCCGUAUGACGAGUGUCGUUUGGUCUCUUGUACGGCAUCGGAAGCAAUGACUAUGUUGAGGCACGCCUCAGAAAAGCUUCCGUGUAUUUCGCAAGUGUUUUUCGUCGGUUAUUAUCGUGAUACAAACGUUUGGCCGCCGUGCAGUUUGAUCAGGCUGC
This is a messenger RNA of Punctularia strigosozonata HHB-11173 SS5, 467 nucleotides long. RefSeq lists its product as uncharacterized. The annotation marks the transcript as partial. The record is from RefSeq and is a predicted model, not a curated record. The transcript has a single exon. Lineage: Eukaryota; Fungi; Basidiomycota; Agaricomycetes; Corticiales; Punctulariaceae.